CACGCUGGACCACCCUCUCGGCCCGCCCCCGGAACACAUACCCAGCAGGUCUGAGGCCUCCCCUGCAGGCAGAGGAGCCCGGGCUGUGGAAAGAUGGAGCAUACGUCUGGCGGCUUCUCCGGGGAGGAGUUCCAGAACGCUUGUGAGGAGCUCCAGCAGUUCGGGCGGGUCGGGAACGACUGGCAACUGCUGAUGGAGCACGAAGGCUUCAAAAUCUACAGGCGCCUGGACGAGCAGACUGGACUUUAUGAGUAUAAAGUGUUUGGUGUUCUGGACAAUUGCCCACCGGCUGUACUCGCAGAUGUCUAUAUGGACUUAGACUACAGAAAACAGUGGGACCAGUUUGUUAAAGAACUCUAUGAAAAGGAAUGCAAUGGAAAAACCGUGGUCUACUGGCAAGUGAAGUACCCCUUUCCGAUGUCCAACAGAGACUAUGUCUACAUCCGGCAGCGGCGAGACCUGGACAUGGACGGGCAGAAGAUCCACGUGGUCCUGGCCCAGAGCACCUCUGCGCCACAGAUUCCUGAGAGGUCUGAUGUGGUCCGGGUGAAUCAGUAUAAGCAGAGCCUAGCGAUCGAGAGUGAUGGCAAGAAGGGGAGCAAAGUUUUCAUGUAUUACUUCGAUAACCCGGGUGGCCAGAUUCCAUCCUGGCUGAUAAACUGGGUCGCCAAGAAUGGCGUUCCUAACUUCUUGAAGGACAUGGCGAAAGCCUGUCAGAACUACCUCAAGAAAACCUAAGAGGGGGGAUCGUGUGUCCAUGGAAUGAUGAUCUGGAAGUGCCACGGCCCGCUGAUGCUCAGCUUUCCUUUCACUUUUCCAUCUUCAGAGGCCUGCAAGCUAUCCAGCAUGUCGUCCCUGAGUGUGUUUGCCUGACGCCUGGCUUCCUUUCCCACUCCCCACCCUGGAACUGGCUGCCUUCUCCCACUAUUGAAUAUGGAUCAGAUUAGGGAAACUUGUGCUUGUUUAUCUUUAAAAGGGAAGUCCUCAAAAGAGAACACAGUCAUUCCAUUGUGCCAUUUUAGGGGGAUGGGUGGGUGAGGAACCACAACAAUCCAAGAGCAACCGAUCCCAGAGAGCUGGCUCCUUCCCAGAAUGUGGCUUCUCGCAACCCAGGAGGGGCUGCUGGGAGCCCCAUCCCCUUCAGAGUGGACUCUCCAUGCACCAGUACUGGAAGACAUGGGCUGAUGGCCAUUUUCCCUUAUGCUUGGCUGGGGUUUGAGGUGAUAAUCCAGUGACUCUCUCUGCCAUUCCUACUUGUGUAGGAUCAUGAGCUGUUUUGAUUUCAAACCAUUCUGAAAAACACUGGAGGCCUAAGCACUUAAUGUGAUAACCAUUUCUUCUCAUCAUCCAUGUCUGGGUUUCUCUUUCCCACAUGCCACUGGGGAGAGGCUGCUCGUACCUCACUAACUCUGCACUUUACUGGAAAUGAGGCAUCAUGAUGGCUCUGGCAGUUAGCAAAAGUCAAGAUGCUCUGCACACAGCCCUGUGAUAAAGUGUCUUUCUAGGCAAUAAAAUGUAUUUCCCUUCUAGAAUGUUUAGCGACAUUGAACGGAUAAUAGUUCACAGUCAGGAAAAUAUUAAUUAGUGGAUUAGUUGACUCUACACCUUUUUCUCAGGAAUUCUACCUAAGUUGCCUGCCUCAUCUCCUACCAAAAGACUUCCAGUUUUCUGUUUUCUCCUGAAUUUUGGUAAGGCAAAAUAUUCUGUGGCUAAAAACACAGCCUUCAUGAUCUCAGGGAAAAAUUUUAACCACUGUGUGUGAUAGUACUGAACCUUGAUUAGAGGUCGUAGAAAUUCAGGAUGUAAAUUCAGAAGCAGAGGAUUUAUUAAAAUGGGCUAUGUCGGACUGUAUAUCUUCUCUUUGGGAAAAAUAGAUUGAAUACCAAUAAAUACAGAAUGACUUAAA
This is a messenger RNA of Leptonychotes weddellii (Weddell seal), 1906 nucleotides long. RefSeq names its product phosphatidylcholine transfer protein (gene PCTP). Lineage: Eukaryota; Metazoa; Chordata; Mammalia; Carnivora; Phocidae. Gene Ontology annotation, molecular function: phosphatidylcholine intramembrane carrier activity; phosphatidylcholine binding. The record is from RefSeq and is a predicted model, not a curated record.